Molecule: messenger RNA, 1962 nt
Organism: Musca vetustissima
Lineage: Eukaryota; Metazoa; Arthropoda; Insecta; Diptera; Muscidae
Product: E3 ubiquitin-protein ligase RING2 homolog spat-3
Exons: 5
Coding region: 1-1962 (653 amino acids)
Source: RefSeq, a predicted model, not a curated record
AUGAAGCCCUUCUACUUAACUCUGCUAUUCUUUGCCCUGUUGGCCUUUGCAUUGGGUGAACCACCGCUGAGCAAGAAAUCUCUCUAUUUCUAUAGUCUACCAUUGAAGAGUGCCAAACAGACGUCAUUUGUUCGAGCACCGGGCGCAAAACAGAAAACCUUGGUGGUGCAAAUUCGCAGUGAUGAACCUAGUCAAUUGGUCUUAAAGGGUCGUCCCAAACUGGCACACACUCAUGCCCAUCAAAUUCACGGUCAUCAUGCCCACGCUCACACGCAUGCACCACAUGCUCACAUUCAUCAUCACAUUAAUGCUGCGGCCAGUUCACUUCAUCAUCACAGAGCACAUCCAAGGCCAAUUAAGUUGACCAAUCCCAUCUAUUUGAAAAAUCCCAAUUUGCUGCGUAAACCUUUGAAACUGAAAUUGAAUGGUGCUAAACUUAAACCGUUGAACAUUCAUAAACCAGCCACAAGUUAUGAUGUACCCUUCAAAUAUGAGAAACCAAUUUCCUUUGCCAGUUCAGAGGUACAACAUUUGCCGUUGGAACACCACACUGAUUUCAUUGCUGAUCACUUUGAUCCCAUUCACACAAUUCCUGCACCAAACCUCUCCUUGCAAGACAAUCAUUUGCAUCCCGAAGAAACAUAUUUGCCACCCGCCACUUCAUCACCAAAACCCCAGGUGUAUCACCAAUCACAGAACAACUAUCAAGUUGUAGAAGAGAACACAAAUGAUCAGACUAUUGUCGAUACCUUCUCUGGUUCACAGAAAUACUAUGCUCCCGAUCCAGAUCCAUCAUUGCCUGCCGCUCAAAUCCGCCCAGCCGUUGAACCUUUCAAUACCCCAAGCAAUGGAAAACCAUUGCCUGCUGAUAUUCAAAGUAAUCAAUUGCCAGUGGCCCAACCCUUGGUACAGAUCGUAGGUGCCCAGGCUUCCAAGCAUAUCGUUCCCGAAAUCUAUCCCGUACAAUUCACCCAACCCCUGAUUGCUGCCAAUGUUGCUGCCGUUCAACCAGCUCCCAUUCCCAUCUACAAUCCCACCUACUUGGUUACCCAAUCGAAUAAUCUCUACACCCAACAUCAACAACAAUUGUUUAAGCCCGUUGAAGCUGCUCCCGUAGUCGAGGCUGGAUAUGUCAAUGCCGAUUUGACCCAAGAAGUUGCCAGUAAUGGACAAAUCUUGCAAGCUGCCAAGGAUUUGCACAGCAGCAAUCAAGCUGUCUUAGAUGUGGCUCCACAUUUUGCUGCUCUAAUUGCCGCUCCCGCGCUCGAUCAAGAACACCAAUCGUUGGAAACUGCUCCCUUCCAUUUGCAAAAUGUUGCUGGACCACCAUCGGCUAUAACAUCAACAACGGAGUCAGGAUUUGUGGUUUCCAACUACUAUGGUAAUGCUCAUCAGGAUUCCAGCCAAUUAUUGCAGGCCUAUGCUGAGGAAGAACAGGCUGAGGCUCAAAGACAACAGUAUGAGGAAUUACAGCAACAACAGCAGUUCCAACAGCAUCAAUUGCAUCAACAACAACAAUUGCAACAACAACAGUUGGAUCAGCAACAGCAAUUGCAACAGUACCAACAAUUCCAACAGCAACAACAACAAUUUUUGCAACACAAUGCCCAACCUCUACAGCAAUUGGAUCCAGCAGCCUCCGCCUUUGAAGAACAUCAACGUUUGGUGAAACAACAAUUGGGAGCUGAUACACCAUUGCGUAUCUUUGUGCCUGAUGAAGAGGCCCGUUUGCAAAAACGUUCCGAUGACAUCAGCAAGAACUCCGUGGAAUAUGUUGAUAGUGUCCCAGCUAGCGAAGAUGACCAUGCCCAAGAUGAUCUAUUUGAAGUUUCACAAUCUUCAGAGUCGGCCGAAGACUAUACAGAAAAAGAGUUGUUAAUUCUCCGCAAAGUGGAAGUGCAUAACAGUGGAGUUAUGAUACAAGAUUUCAUGUUCGACUGUAAAAACUUCUGCGAUCUUUAG